Molecule: messenger RNA, 2309 nt
Organism: Cercocebus atys (sooty mangabey)
Lineage: Eukaryota; Metazoa; Chordata; Mammalia; Primates; Cercopithecidae
Gene: GCSAML
Product: germinal center-associated, signaling and motility-like
Exons: 5
Coding region: 105-512 (135 amino acids)
Biological process (GO): regulation of lymphocyte migration; regulation of B cell receptor signaling pathway
Source: RefSeq, a predicted model, not a curated record
AGAUGCAACGUCCUGCCUCAUGCAUUUUCCUCUUGGUGCUUUGGUCAGAACUUCCCCAAGUGGAGUGAAACUCAGGAGCUGAGAAACCGAGUCACUGUGAAAAGAUGGGAAAUUAUCUCCUGCGAAAACUCAGUUGCCUGGGAGAGAAUCAAAAGAAGUCCAGGAACGGAAACCCAGAUGAGGAAAGAAAACGGCAGGAAAUGACUACAUUUGAAAGAAAACUUCAAGAUCAAGAUAAGAAAAGCAAAGAAGUUUCAUCCAUUUCUAAUCAGGAAAACGAGAAUGGCAGUGGUUCUGAAGAAGUGUGCUACACUGUCAUUAAUCACAUCCCCCAUCGGAGAUCUUCCCUGAGCUCCAAUGAUGAUGGCUAUGAGAACAUUGACUCCCUCACAAGGAAAGUGAGAGAAUUUAGAGAAAGGUCAGAGACAGAAUAUGCCCUUCUUAGGACUUCUGUUAGUAGGCCUUAUUCCUGCACCCAUGAGCAUGAUUACGAAGUUGUGCUUCCACACUAAAACCCUCAAGCCGCUUUAUCACCUUGUAGCAAUGAAGAUGAUGCAGAACAGCAGACUCUGGAGAAGUUCUUCACCCUGAGCAGUGCAUGAAACAUUCCUUUCUGGCUAAAGUUUAGAAAUAUUAUCUUAUUAUAUAUCCUUAGGCAACUCUGAAAUGUGGCAUCUCUGUGGUUUAGGUGGAAUCAUAGAAAUUGAAACAAUGAUCUAAAAUAUUCUAUGUGUUUUUGCUUGCAAAGUUUGAGGACAUGGAGGUGAUAAAAAAACUUUCUUAGGACAAUAAUGUAAAAUGAAAAUAAAUUCCUAAUCCCCCUGACUAACUGAAUGGACCACCUUCUGGGCCAAGGAGACCUCAGAUGAUCUUGAAAGACUGAAUUCUGGCCAUGAUAGGAAGGGAGAUGAGACACACCUUGUUAUACCCCUUCCCUUUUGGAGUUUAGGCACAAGUGACCAGGAUGAGUCAUAAGACUGAUGAAACAGACUGAUUGUGGCAAUAAGAGUCCAAAUUCCUACCUGACUCUGGUGUAGAUCACACGCUGUCUGAGGGGUUCCAUCUAUGAGACUUUGUCUACAUAACAAAGACCUUGGUUUCCACAACCCCUUUAUUUUAGCUAAAGCAUUCUUCUCUACUGACUUCUUAAGUCUUUAGACAAAGCUUAACUCUUUCAACCAAUUGCCAAUCAGAAAAUAUUUGAAUCUACCUAUGACCUGUAAACUCUCUCCUGCUUCAAGAUCUUGCCUCUUUAAGCUGAACCAAUGUGCACUUUCCAUGUAUUGAUUUGUGUCUUUGCUUGUAACUCCUGUCUCCCUAAAAUGUAUAAAACUAAACGGUAACCUGACCACCUCAGGCACACUUUCUCAGGACCUCCUGAGAGUGUACCCCAGGCCAUGGUAACUCAUAUUGGCUCAGAAUCAACCUCUUUAAAUAUUUUACAGAAUUUGGCUUUUGGUUACCAAUAAAUCUCCACAAAUAAAUGUCCAAGAAUCUUCAAUUCCAACCCUGCUCACCAAAGUUCAAAUGCCAACAUCUCCCCAUCCAAUUACCUAUUUCAUUUUUGAGGUGUAAUCUACUCAAUAAACUGUAUAAGACCAGUGACCAGACCCUUUGCUAACCUGAUAUUUACUUCAAUUUUUCUUUUUCUGUGUACUGGAGAUUUUUGCUUAUAAACUUACAGUAAUAGUUCAGAAAUUAAUAGUUUUUGACAUUGGCUUUUCUGAGAAGAAAAUUGAAAGUGUCACAAAAUAAAAAAAAAAGAUGAAAUGAAUCAUAUAUAAUUGUCCAUUUUUUCAAUUUUCUAGCCAGUAGAGGAUUGAAGGAUUCUGUUUAAAGAUUAGUAAAAAUUGAAAAUAAACUUGUGCUUAUACUUUGUGUGCAACACACUAGUUAAUUUAACCUGUGACUAGUUAUCUCUACUGAAGGUGGAUGUAUAGUUUCUGGUUUUAAAAUUCAAGCAAACUGGAAAAUGAUCCAUCUAAUUAUACUUUCUUUCCCAAGAAAUUUUUAAAUGAUAUGCCAGCUUCCUAAUUUGGAGAUAAAAGCCUUAAUUGACAAUGCAUUUAUGAUAUAUAUUUUUUGUAUAGUUACAGUAUACAAGUUGAAUAUCCCUUAGAUAGAUGCUUGAGAGCAGAAGUGUUUUGGAUUUAAGAUUUAUUUUUGGAUUUUGGAAUAUAUCCAUACACAUAAUGAGGGAGUUGGAAGAUGGGAUUCAAGUCUAAUCAUAAAAUUCACUGACAGACUGGAUUAAGAAAAUAUGACACAUAUACACCAUGGAAUACUAUGCAGCCAUAAAAAAGGAUGAG